CUCCCGCUUCCGCUGGCGGGGGCGGGCCCGUUAAAUGCCGCGGGGCCGGCGGGGGGGGCUGAAGCGUCUCCCUGGCCAUGGCUGAGGCUGUCUCACAGGAGCUCCUGCUGGCAGCAGCGUUUGUCUCUGAUGCGCAGUACAACAGAAAUAUUCCUUUUAAGACUUCCCCCGAGGCUGUCAGGCUUUAUUAUCUGUAUAACCACUGGUUUAUGCGAACGGCCACCUAUAUCUUCAUCUUUCUCAACCUCUCCCUGGCAGUGUUUGAAGAACCUGCUGUGUAUCCACUCCCUUUCCUGGCUACUUCUUUAGUGGAGGUGUUGUGCCUUCUGGUGUUCUUUGGCCGACUGAUGCAUUUUGCAAAAAUCACCCGUCGUAAUGUAUUUUGGAAGGAUACCAAGAACAUCUGCAUCAUGGUUGCAAUCCUGUUAUCUCUGACUGAUUUGGCCAUAUAUGGGGCCCUCAGGAUAUACAAUAUUAAGAGUGUUCGAUGGUCCAGAAUAGUGAGGCCCAUCUUCCUGGUCAACUUUGCAGAGAGUCGCCAGAUACGAAGAGCCUUCCGCAGCAUCCGCAAUACGCUGCCAGAGAUCACCUAUGUCUUCUUGCUCUUCAUGUUUAGCCUUCUCAUGUUCUCCCUCAUGGCUCUGAAGCUGUUUGGUGAGAGGAACCUCCAGACAGCAGAAGGCUUGCCAUAUUUUAGGGACUACCUAGAAAUUGUGUUUGACCUCUAUGUGUUGGUGACGACUGCAAACAGCCCGGAUGUCAUGAUGCCAGCAUUUGACUUCAGCUCGUGGUAUGCCUUGUUCUUCAUUGCCUUUGUCAUCAUCAACACUUACAUCUUCAUGUCACUCUUCCUGGCUGUUGUGUAUAACAACUACAAAAAACACCUGAAGAAUGAGAUCCGUACGCUUGCUUACAUGAAGCGCCGCAAGAUGAUAGAGGCCUUCAACCUCCUGAAGGAAGAGGAGGGAACGCAGUUUGUGGUUAGAGAAGCCCAGUGGAAGCAGCUUGUCAAGCUGGUGGCUCCUGAUAUCAGCAACUCCCACAGAGAGUUGCUGCUACGCAUCUCAGAUGAUGAGCAGAAGGGUUUCAUAGACAAAAAGUCCUUUGUGCAGCUGGCAGAUCUGCUCAACAUCCAGGUGAUUACCCUGAAAAUACGCAGCCAUCCAUUGGGGCAGUGGAUGCCUCGUGUAUACAAGUCAGCAGUGAGUCAGUUCCUGCGCAGCGUGGUUAGGCACAGGGGAUUUGUUUGGACUUAUGAUGUGAUCAUACUAAUAAAUGCGAUCUUCAUUGCUCUGGAUGAGGAAAGCCCUUAUAUUUCUUAUGCAGAGUGGGUCUUCCUUGCUUUAUAUAUAAUUGAGAUACUCCUGAAAGUAUACACGUAUGAACCAAGAGCAUUCUUUGGCAAGAAUCAGUUCUGGAACUGGUUUGAUACCCUCAUCAUCUUUGCUGCCUUGACUGCAACGAUACUCAAUACCACCCUGAAAUCGACCACGAAGUAUAACAGUCAACAGAUCCUGGACAUUGUCUUCAUAUUAAGGGUCCUCCGGCUAAUAAGGAUUGUUGACAGCAUACAAAGGUUCCGAGUCAUCAUGAACACGCUGAUAAACAUUGUGCCGACCAUGCUGACGUUUGGAGGGCUGACUCUGGUUGUGUACUGUAUAUUUGCUAUAAUUGGUAUGGAGUUAUUCCAUGGGAAAAUCCAGUUCUUCCCUGCAAACUCAAAUGCUCCUUAUGCCUUGGAAUGUGGAAACCCAGCUCUCAAGGAUUCUUUGUUUGCCCGUGGAAAAUACUGCAAGAACAACUUCAACAACUUUGCAUCUUCCUUCAUUGUUCUGAUGGAGCUCACUGUAGUCAACCAGUGGCAUGUCUUUGCCAAUGGAUUUGCCAAUGUGACUGCUCAGCCUGCAAAGCUUUAUUUCAUUGCCUUCCACAUUGUGAUGGUUAUAAUUAUUGUCAACAUCUUUGUGUCAUUCAUCUUGGAAGCUUUCUUUGUGGAGUACUCCCUAGAGAAGAGUGAAGUGGAGACAGCCAUUGAGCAAAAAAUCCAGGAGCUGGGAAUGGGAGUUCAAGAGGAGGCGCUCCAGGAUGAACAACUCCUUGAUAACAUGGAGAGUGCUGACAAUGACCUCGAGGGGGAAGGUGGAACAAAGGCACAGCCUAAAGGGCUGGUGUUUAAAAUUGCCUCCAAACGGUACAGGACAGUUGAUGCUCUACUUCAGCGUAUGUUUGAGGCUGAGAUACCUCUUGAAGAUGAAGGCCCUUCUUUUGAAGAGAUCUUAAACUUGUCCCCUGCCACUGCUGUACCUGGUGAUCUUACUUCUGAAAGAGCUGUGUAACUCAGGGUAAAAACACAGUGGUCGACAAGGAGGAGCUAAUCCUCAGCUGCACAGGUCUCCAGCACAUUUUCUGGCUGCCUGCCUUCAGUCACUGUGGUCAGGUACAUCAUGGAUGAGAUUAAACAGUUGAAGGGGCAGCUGAUGCAGGAAAUGGCACUGUCAUGUAAAGGAGCUUUAUCUUGUGUAAAGCUUCACGUGGAUGUGGAAACUGGAAAUGCUAUCACAGGAGAGCAGAUGGAGGGUUUGUGUAUCUGGUUGUGCAAGUCAAGUGCAGUAUUCAAUAUGUUAUGAAAUACCUAUUCCUUGUAACUGGAAUCUUGUAUUACAGCACUUUUAUAUGCAUAUAUGGAGCAAAGUAAGCUGCAUUAAACGGUUCUUGUUAGUACACUAAAUUUAGCAGUUAAUCAUUGACAUCUGUUAUUGUUUAAUGAUGGGAGGUGGCUGGGUACGCUGUGUGAUGAACUGCUAACAUACGCAGAGCACUUGAUGAUGACCUGUGUUCGUCAGUAACCUGAGAGCUGGAGACAGAGGCUAGGAUCCUUAUACAAGUACAGAAGGGAAACUA
Molecule: messenger RNA, 2901 nt
Organism: Phasianus colchicus (ring-necked pheasant)
Lineage: Eukaryota; Metazoa; Chordata; Aves; Galliformes; Phasianidae
Product: two pore channel protein 2-like
Biological process (GO): monoatomic ion transport; transmembrane transport
Cellular component (GO): membrane
Molecular function (GO): monoatomic ion channel activity
Source: RefSeq, a predicted model, not a curated record